CAGGGGCACAUGACGGGUAAUAUCUGCUGUGGGUCAGGUGAGCUGCCUGAGCUGAGAUAAUAGGAGAUCCUGUGAUGCAGCUGUAAAGGUCUCUGCACAUGACUACAACUGACUGUAAACCAAAUGAUGGAUGAAUUCAGACAGAAAAGCAGAGCAGAAGGGAAUGAAAUCAACAACUCAGUGGGAGCUCUAAAGAACUCAUGGCAAAUCUGGGCAAAGCAGCAUGCAGAUUAUCAGAAACAGAACCCUUUCAGCAACGUCAUACAGCCUGGCACUGCCCAUCUUGACACUAAGGAUACAGAGUAUGGCAAACCCAAAGCUGGCACCCUUACAGAGAAGAGAGGAAAAGAUGCUCAUAGGCACCUUGGCAAGGAAGUAGAGGAACUGUGUCAGGUCAUAAGAAAUAUUGGGGUAACCGCUGAAGAUGGACUGACUAGAGUCACCUUUGGAAAGCUGUUUGAUACUUAUGUGACUAUCUCGAAUAAACUUGUAGGGGUUUUAUUGAGAGCCAGGAAACAUGGGCUGCUGCACUUUGAAGGAGAGAUGCUAUGGCAAGGAAGAGAUGACCACGUUGUUAUUACACUGCUAGAAUAAAAUAAGAGUGAUUAUAUUAGAAACUUUAUUGUAACAAUAACUGAAGGCAAGUCAUUGUAAAGAAUCGCUCCUAGGAGCAACCCCUUUAUAAUUUACACUGGGUAAAUGGGGUAGAACCAUUAAAAAGUUUUAAAAAAAGCUUUCAGAGAAUUCCAUAAAAAUGCAUAGAGAAACUGACAUCCAGGCCACACAGAGCUUGUAAGAUUCAGAGCGUAGAUCAUGUUGUGAAAGUAUGUGAAUAAAGUGCU
Molecule: messenger RNA, 842 nt
Organism: Bufo bufo (common toad)
Lineage: Eukaryota; Metazoa; Chordata; Amphibia; Anura; Bufonidae
Product: actin-binding Rho-activating protein-like
Exons: 2
Coding region: 124-594 (156 amino acids)
Biological process (GO): positive regulation of Rho protein signal transduction
Molecular function (GO): actin binding
Source: RefSeq, a predicted model, not a curated record